Messenger RNA from Penicillium malachiteum, 1320 nucleotides. RefSeq names its product MCT family MFS transporter. NCBI's taxonomy places the organism in Eukaryota, Fungi, Ascomycota, Eurotiomycetes, Eurotiales, Aspergillaceae. Gene Ontology annotation, cellular component: fungal-type vacuole membrane. Gene Ontology annotation, molecular function: transmembrane transporter activity. The coding region runs from base 1 to 1320 and encodes 439 amino acids. Gene Ontology annotation, biological process: transmembrane transport. The transcript is spliced from 2 exons. The record is from RefSeq and is a predicted model, not a curated record.
AUGGGUUCGACUAAUGCGGAAGUAGAGCAGAAGGUUCUCGCUGAGAUCCCUGCAGUUGGUGACGAGGAAAAUGUGAACAGCUCGGGAACUGCGACACCUGUCGAAAAACCCCAGGAUGAGCUCACAUUCGAUCAGGGCUUAACAGGAUGGCUCCAGGUUCUCGGUUCAUUCUUUCUCUUUUUCAAUUCAUGGGGCGUCAUUAACACAUGGGGUGCAUAUCAAACAUACUAUGAGUCGAAUUUGUUGUCAGGAACCUCCUCAUCCACUAUCGCCUGGAUUGGAUCUCUUCAGUCCUUCCUUUUGAUGCUCAUCGGAGUCGUUACCGGUCCAUUGUUCGAUGCUGGCUAUUUCCGCCAUAUGAUUUUAUUCGCCAACUUCAUGCUGCCAUUCGGUCUGAUGAUGACUAGUCUUGCCACUAACUACUGGCAACUCAUUCUCGCGCAGGGUGUCUGUGUUGGUCUCGCUGCUGGCUGUCUUUUCGUGCCGUCGGUGGCCAUCUUGCCCCAAUAUUUCCGACAGAAGAGAGGUCUCGCUAAUGGCCUGGCCGCCAGCGGUAGCAGCAUUGGCGGUGUGAUCUACCCUAUCAUGUUUGAUCAGCUGCAGAAGAAAGUCGGUUUUGCUUGGGCUACUCGAGCAAUUGGCUUCUUAUGCUUUGCUACCAUCCUCAUUUCGGUUGCCACAAUGCGAAUUCGCAUCCCUCCCAAGGACAAGCGCAAGCUCUACCAGCUCUCCGCAUUCAAGGAGCCAGCAUACUGCAUUUUCAUUGCUGCUAUGUUUAUGGGCUUCCUCGGUUUCUAUAAUUUCCUUUUCUACAUUCAGUCAUAUGCCAUUGAUACGGGCAUUGUGGAUGCUAAUCUUGGGUUCUACCUACUUUCCAUGCUCAAUGCGGCUUCAACUUUUGGCCGUAUUGGACCGAACUUCAUUGCCGAUCAUACUGGCCCACUUAACAUGCUUACCCCAGCGGUUACCAUCACAUCGAUUCUGGCAUUUGUAUGGAUUUGUGUUCACACUGUUCCCGGAAUCAUCAUCUUAUCCGUUUUCUACGGUUUCUUCUCCGGUGGAUUUGUGUCAAUGCCACCUGUUGUCAUGGCUUACAUGACUCCCGAUGUGCGUGAUCUCGGUACUCGUCUAGGCCAAGUCUUUGCAGUUACCUCGAUUGGCCUGUUGAUUGGUACUCCCAUUGGUGGUGCUAUCCUCAGCUCAACCGGUAGCUAUCUCGGUGUGCAGCUUUUCACUGCGUGCUGUCUGAUUGUAUCAGCGGUGCUUUUUGCUUCCGUCAGAUUUGUUCGGACAGGCCCUGUCCUGAUUGCUAAGACUUGA